AAAUGAGCUGUGUGAGGUCCAGCCCUCAGAGAGCAGCUUCAGCUUCAGAAUUACUCCACAGGGACAGGCAGCGCUGACACCGUGCUUCUUGCUCUGGCAAGACUCCAUCCAGCCCUAUGGCACAGCACAUUGCUUCUUUUCUCCUACUUGUCCUCACCCUGGCAAGCUCAUCCUUUGCACGCCGAAAGCUCCUGCUCUUCUUGAUAGAUGGUUUUCGCCAUGAUUAUAUCAACGAUGAAGCACUUGAAUCCUUGCCAGGCUUCAAAGAAAUUGUGAACAAGGGAGUGAAAGCGGAUUAUUUGAUCCCAGACUUUCCGAGUCUUUCCUAUCCAAACUAUUACACCCUGAUGACUGGUCGCCACUGUGAGGUCCAUCAAAUGACUGGAAACUACAUGUGGGACCCAGCUACGAACACAUCUUUUGAUAUCGGCGUGAACGAAGACAGCCUCUUACCUCUUUGGUGGAAUGGAUCAGAGCCACUGUGGGUCACUAUGAUGAAAGCAAAAAGGAAAGUCUUUAUGUUCUAUUGGCCUGGAUGUGAAGUUGAAAUCCUUGGAAUCAAACCUAGUCGUUGCCUCCCUUAUUACAGUGUUCCAACUGAUGCCGAUUUCUCCCGUGCUGUAAAUAGCGCUAUUCAUGUUCUGAGCAGUAACACAGCAGAUAUGGCAGCAGUAUAUUAUGAACGGGUUGAUGUCGAAGGUCAUCAUUACGGCCCUUCGUCCAUUCAGAGGAAGAAUGCUGUAAAAGCAGUGGAUAAUGUUUUGUACAACUUGACUAAACUUAUCAAGGACAAGGGCCUGCAGAAUGACCUGAAUGUCAUUCUUUUCUCGGAUCAUGGGAUGACUGACAUUUCCUGGACGGAUAAACUGAUUGAACUGAGAAACUGCAUCAACAUGAGCGAUGUUAUACAAAUAAAGGACCGAGGGCCUGUUGUAAGCCUGUGGCCAGCCAAAGGCAAGGAGCUUGAGAUAUAUAAUAAACUAAAAAAUGUGCAACACAUGGCAGUGUACCUGAAAGAAGAUAUCCCAGCUAGAUUCUAUUAUAAAAAAGGGAAAUUUGUAUCUCCUUUGACACUUGUUGCUGAAGAAGGAUGGUUCAUAGUAGAGAGCAGAGAAACUCUUCCAUUUUGGGAGAACGGCACAGGAAAAAGAGAAGCCUGGCAGAAUGGCUGGCAUGGCUAUGACAAUGAACUGAUGGACAUGAGAGGAUUCUUCCUUGCAUUUGGGCCAGAUUUCAAGAGUAACUUCAGAGCAGCACCCAUCCGAUCGGUUGAUGUUUAUAAUAUUAUGUGCAAUGUUGCAGGGAUACAGCCACUGCCGAACAAUGGAUCCUGGUCGAGAGUGGCGUGUAUGUUAAAAAAUAAUGCCAGUUUGGCACAGACAUUCCAGUGGAGCAGCUCUGUGCUGGCACUAAUUCUGUUUGUGUUGUUUGUAUAACAGACCUUGUUACUCUGGUUCCAAUACAAUGUCAGUCAGUGUAUCCAGUUUUUCCCCCCUAUUUGCCACUUGAAUAGCAGCUUUAACAGAAUGCUGUCUGGAAAAAAUUAUACAAAUUCAGGCCCCCAAAGCCCUGCCUACUUUCAAGUGCUUAUGCACUCUAAGAAACAAGAGAUCUAUCUAUCUAUCUAUCUAUCUAUCUAUCUAUCUAUCUAUCUAUCUAUCUAUCUAUCUAU
Molecule: messenger RNA, 1672 nt
Organism: Pogona vitticeps (central bearded dragon)
Lineage: Eukaryota; Metazoa; Chordata; Lepidosauria; Squamata; Agamidae
Gene: ENPP6
Product: ectonucleotide pyrophosphatase/phosphodiesterase 6
Biological process (GO): lipid metabolic process; choline metabolic process
Cellular component (GO): plasma membrane
Molecular function (GO): glycerophosphodiester phosphodiesterase activity
Source: RefSeq, a predicted model, not a curated record